GAUUACACAAAUGGACCACCGGGCUCUGCUCCAGCAGGCCUGAUGGAGGCGUGAAAGGGCAGAGGACCCUUUCCUGCCCCAGGCGGGCGGGAGGGAGCGUAGCUCUUCGCCGUGACCUUGGUCACCCUCCUGCAUUAGUUCCGCGCCCUGGCUGUUUGGCAGGCUGUCUCUAUGGCUACCGGAAUAAACAGCAGAUAAUAGCGCUGCAGCCUCCAAGCAGCACUGCAGUCUGGAGACCAGGAGGGAGCAGGGCUUCACCGGGUAGCCUGCCACAGCUCACCAGACGCACUUCAGGCGCAAAGGUCAGCAUGGCUGGAAGCACUGACGUGGCAGCGCUGGAAGAGAGCUUCCGGAAGUUUGCAAUCUAUGGAGACACCAAAGCUACAGGGCAAGAAAUGACUGGGAAAAACUGGGCCAAACUGUGCAAGGAGUGUAAAGUAAUGGACGGCAAAGGGGUCACUGGCACAGAUGUGGACAUCGUCUUCUCCAAAGUGAAAGGGAAGACAGCCAGAGUCAUUGGUUACGAGGAAUUCAAAAAGGCCCUAGAGGAGCUGGCCCCAAAGAGGUUUAAGGGCAAGAGCAAGGAGGAAGCGUACGAAUCCAUCUGCCAGCUGGUGGCAGGGAAGGAACCGACCAACGUAGGCGUCACUAAAGCCGCGACCGGCGGGGCGGUGGACAGGCUGACGGACACCACCAAGUACACGGGCUCGCACAAGGAGCGCUUCGAUGAGAGUGGCAAGGGCAAAGGGAAGAGCGGGCGGGAGAACAUUGUAGACACCAGCGGCUACGUGGGGGCCUACAAGAAUGCCGGCACCUACGACGCAAAAGUGAAGAAAUAGGGAGAACUGGAAGUGCCACCGACCCUCCCAGGCCCAGGCACCCCACAGCCUCUAGGCCUUCAAUCACAUCAGCCUUGGGAACUGGCCUGAAUGGCACAGGCCUCCUGAGACCGUGCUGGGCCCAGCUCCUAGCCACGGAGCCAUGGCUGAUAGGCCUCCUGUCACCAAGGGCUGAUGUGAUUAGAAACGGACCUGGCCUUGCACUUUGCUCCCAACGUUACAUCAACUCCAGAUGUGUUGUGAGCCGUGUCCCUCCUGCUAGCGCUAACGAAACCUUCUCCCCGUGCGCCCCGGGGCACCACGCCCCUCCUGCUAGCGCUAACGAAACCUUCUCCCCGUGCGCCCCGGGGCACCACGCCCCUCCUGCUAGCGCUAACGAAACCUUCUCCCCGUGCGCCCCCGGGGCACCACAUCCCUCCUGCUAGCGCUAACGAGACCUUCUCCUCAUGCGCCCCCAGGCACCACGUCCCUCCUGCUAGCGCUAACGAAACCUUCUCCCCUGUGCGCCCCUGGGGCACCACGUCCCUCCUGCUAGUGCUAACGAGACCUUCUCCCCGUGCGCCCCCGGGGCACCACGCCCCUCCUGCUAGCGCUAACGAAACCUUCUCCCCGUGCGCCCCCGGGGCACCACGCCCCUCCUGCUAGCGCUAACGAAACCUUCUCCCCGUGCGCCCCCAGGGCACCACGCCCCUCCUGCUAGUGCUAACGAGACAUUCUCCUCGUGCGCCCCCAGGGCACCACGCCCCUCCUGCUAGUGCUAACGAGACAUUCUCCUCGUGCGCCCCCAGGGCACCACGCCCCUCCUGCUAGUGCUAACGAGACAUUCUCCUCGUGCGCCCCCAGGGCACCACGCCCCUCCUGCUAGCACUAACGAAACCUUCUCCCCGUGCGCCCCCGGGGCACCACGCCCCUCCUGCUAGUGCUAACAAGACCUUCUCCCCGUGCGCCCCCGGG
This is a messenger RNA of Mauremys mutica (yellowpond turtle), 1793 nucleotides long. RefSeq names its product tubulin polymerization promoting protein family member 3 (gene TPPP3). The coding region runs from base 309 to 839 and encodes 176 amino acids. Gene Ontology annotation, molecular function: tubulin binding. The transcript has 4 exons. Gene Ontology annotation, biological process: microtubule polymerization; microtubule bundle formation; positive regulation of protein polymerization. Gene Ontology annotation, cellular component: microtubule. NCBI's taxonomy places the organism in Eukaryota, Metazoa, Chordata, Testudines, Geoemydidae. The record is from RefSeq and is a predicted model, not a curated record.